Thermochaetoides thermophila DSM 1495 is the source of this 1419-nucleotide messenger RNA. Its product is annotated as dtdp-glucose 4,6-dehydratase-like protein. Gene Ontology annotation, molecular function: dTDP-glucose 4,6-dehydratase activity. Gene Ontology annotation, biological process: nucleotide-sugar metabolic process. NCBI's taxonomy places the organism in Eukaryota, Fungi, Ascomycota, Sordariomycetes, Sordariales, Chaetomiaceae. The coding region runs from base 1 to 1419 and encodes 472 amino acids. The transcript is spliced from 4 exons. The record is from RefSeq and is a predicted model, not a curated record.
AUGACGAUCUCUGACGGGGCGGCGCAAGGGAAUGGGGUCGCCAACAGCCAUGUGAAGAAUGAUACUUCUGGUCGGCCUAGCUUCUUCGAGGACUAUGGCGUCUGGAAGGAAGCCCCUGUGCUUGUCGGCACAACCAAGUUUGAGCCCCUACCAGAUGUCAAGAAUAUCAUGAUCACUGGGGGUGCGGGCUUCAUUGCAUGUUGGCUGGUGCGACACCUUACACUCACAUAUCCCCACGCCUAUAAUAUCGUUUCUUUUGACAAGCUGGACUACUGCUCAUCGCUGAACAAUACCCGAGUCCUCAACGACAGGCGGAACUUCACCUUCUAUCAGGGAGACAUCACCAAUCCGUCCGAAGUGCUAGACUGUCUGGAACGGUACAAUAUCGACACCAUCAUUCACUUUGCAGCACAAUCUCACGUAGACUUAAGCUUCGGCAACUCGUAUCAUUUCACACAUACAAAUGUAUACGGGACGCAUGUACUGCUGGAAAGCGCCAAGCGGGUGGGUCGAAUCAAGCGCUUUAUUCAUGUUUCGACCGAUGAAGUUUACGGUGAAGUCCGAGAUGACGACGAUGACCUUCUCGAGACCAGUAUCUUGGCCCCGACGAACCCCUACGCCGCCAGUAAGGCGGCUGCCGAGAUGCUUGUCCACUCAUACCAGAAAAGCUUCAAAUUACCGGCCAUUAUAGUUCGGAGUAAUAACGUUUAUGGGCCGCAUCAGUAUCCAGAAAAAAUUAUUCCCAAGUUCAUUUGCCUUCUAAACCGUGGAAAGCCCGUCGUCCUGCAUGGGGAUGGCUCCCCAACGCGGCGGUAUUUGUACGCAGGCGACGCUGCCGAUGCCUUUGACACAAUCCUUCACCGGGGCCAGAUCGGACAGAUCUACAAUGUGGGCUCGAGUGAUGAGAUUAGCAACCUUAGCCUAGCCAAAAAGCUCCUAAGUCUUUUCAGUAUAUCUCACGAUAGGCGGGAAGAGUUCAGCCGAUGGGUCAAGUAUACGCACGACCGGCCGUUCAACGAUCAUCGAUAUGCAGUAGACGCGACAAAGUUGCGGCAGCUGGGCUGGAAGCAACAAAUGAGCUUCGAGGAAGGACUCAGAAUCACGGUUGAGUGGUACCGUCGGUUCGGAGAGAGGUGGUGGGGGGAUAUCAGCAAAGUUCUGAGCCCGUUUCCUGUGGUAUCCGGCAGAGAGGUGGUUGAAGACGAUGAGCAUGUGUCGGAUAAUCCACAGGGUGCCGACAGUGUCUGCGUCCGAGGACUUCGCAUCAAACGAACCAGCGGCAGCUGCGGAGGAGACGAAGCCGAAUCAGUCAAAAAGAAAAGGAAGGUUGACGAGUUUGAUGGACGGCAACAACAGAAGCAAAUGGCUAGCUUUACGGCCACCGCAUGUACCAGUAGCAUUCCGGAAAAGUGUACUUGA